Molecule: messenger RNA, 249 nt
Organism: Clonostachys rhizophaga
Lineage: Eukaryota; Fungi; Ascomycota; Sordariomycetes; Hypocreales; Bionectriaceae
Source: the annotation of a GenBank genome assembly
AUGGUGUUAGCCGUUGAUCUUCUCAACCCUUCCCCGGCCGCCGAGGCUAAGAAGCACAAGCUCAAGACCCUCGUGCCCGCCCCCCGAUCUUUCUUCAUGGACGUGAAGUGCCCCGGAUGCUUCACCAUCACCACCGUCUUCUCCCACGCCCAGACCGUCGUCAUCUGCCAGGGCUGCACGACCGUUCUGUGCCAGCCUACCGGUGGUAAGGCACGAUUAACCGAGGGUUGCUCUUUCCGCAGAAAGUAA